Messenger RNA from Zootermopsis nevadensis, 3362 nucleotides. It is a transcript of the gene CDase, whose product is annotated as neutral ceramidase. NCBI's taxonomy places the organism in Eukaryota, Metazoa, Arthropoda, Insecta, Blattodea, Termopsidae. Gene Ontology annotation, molecular function: N-acylsphingosine amidohydrolase activity. The record is from RefSeq and is a predicted model, not a curated record. Gene Ontology annotation, biological process: ceramide catabolic process; long-chain fatty acid biosynthetic process; sphingosine biosynthetic process. Gene Ontology annotation, cellular component: extracellular region.
GCUGGGAAGUCUCACACAAUGUUACACUGUGGGAAUCUCUUCGGUCUGUUAAAUCAGCCGCACUUUCCCCCGGACUCGACACAGUGAAGGUGAAUUAAGUGGUUACAGCAUUAUUCUAAACGUUCUUCGGAAGAAAAUUGAUUAAAGCGUUCUUCAUUCAAGCAAUUUGUUUAUCGAUUUUGGUUUUGGUUUUUGAACUGGAAGAGUGAUAGGUCGCAUUCCCUGUGACUUUUAAAGCCACUUAUGCGCCCACACGUAAAGUCAGUGAAGGGAUUCCACCAAUAACAAACGCGUUAUCGGAAAGAAGUAACAAGGUCGCGGAACGAUGGACCCUUUGAGGUCCCCACCUGUGCUUCUCACUGUGUCGGUAUUUCUGCUCUCUGUCGUCCCACAAGGGGUCACGGCCGGCUACAAGAUUGGUGUCGGUAUUGCAGAUGUCACUGGUCCAUCCGCGGAAAUAGGAUUUAUGGGCUACGCGAAAAUGCGCCAAAAAGGGACAGGCAUUCAUCUGCGACAGUUUUCACGGGCUUUUAUAUUCAACGAUGGAAAACACAGGCUUGUGUUCGUCAGUGUGGAUUGCGCUAUGAUCGCAAAUGGUCUUCGAAAAGAGGUCCUGGCGCGUCUGAAGACAGCAUACGGGGAUCUAUACACGGAGCAGAACGUGAUGCUGAGUGGAUCUCACACCCACUCGACGCCAGGUGGCUACAUGCAGAAUCUACUCUUCGACCUCUCGAUCCUUGGCUUCGUGCGCCAAACCUUCGCGGUGCUGACAUCAGGCAUUGUUAAAAGCGUACGCAAGGCGCACGAGUCAAUGACGAGAGGCAGUGUGUUCGUGACGCAAGGCGAAGUACAGGGUGCCAAUAUCAACAGGAGCCCGACAGCCUACCUGGCCAAUCCGCCCGCCGAGCGCGCGAAGUACAGACAUGACGUAGACAAAACGAUGGUGCAGCUAAGGUUGGUGCGGGACGAUGGGACACCCCUGGGAGCCAUCAACUGGUUCGCCGUUCAUCCCACGAGCAUGAACAACACCAACACCCUAGUGUCCAGCGACAAUGUCGGGUAUGCCGCCAUCUUGUUCGAGCAGCGUAUGAACCCCGGUCGAAUCAUCGGGAAGGGCCCCUUCGUCUCCGCUUUCGCCUCCAGCAAUUUGGGCGACGUGUCGCCCAAUGUGAGGGGCGCUCGAUGUCAGUUCAGCGGACGGCCCUGUGACCUCCACAGCAGCAGCUGCUCAGGGCGAAAGGAAAUGUGCAUCGCUUCCGGUCCCGGGGCAGACAUGUUUGAAAGCACACGGACAAUCGCCAUCAAGCUGUUCAGCAAGGCGUGGGAACUCUGGAACGACAAAGACUCCCAGGAGGUGACGGGGCCCCUCGGGGCGAUACAUCAGUUUGUGGACAUGCCCUCACAACAAGCGAAGUAUUUUGACCAUGUUACCCGCAAGUCUGUAUCAGUCCGCGGAUGUUUGCCUGCGAUGGGUUACAGCUUCGCUGCUGGAACGACAGACGGUCCAGGGUCGUUUUCGUUCCAACAAGGCAUGAAGACAGAAAACCCCCUGUGGAACGCAGUUCGAAAUUUUCUGGCGUCGCCCUCGGCAGCUGAUGUGGCGUGUCACGGCGCCAAACCAGUGCUACUAGCCACAGGAAACAUGGACUUUCCCUUCGAGUGGCAGCCUCGCAUUGUGUCAACGCAGCUGGCACUUAUAGGGCCCGUGGCAAUAGCCUGCGUGCCUGGGGAGUUCACCACGAUGUCGGGACGACGCUUGAGGGGCGCAGUAAGUGAAGGCGUCGCGGAAGGUGGCGGUCAGCGCCCCUCGUACAUCAUCGUGGCAGGCCUGUGCAACACUUAUAGUGACUACAUCACAACGCCAGAGGAGUACGAGGUACAACGUUAUGAGGGUGCAUCAACAAUUUAUGGUCCGCAUACUUUGACCAUCUACCUCAGUCAGUACCGCAAGCUCGCUGCAGCUUUGAUCAAGGGCUCCCAGUUGAAUCGUGGCCCGAAUCCACCGGAUCUGUGGGACGACCUCGUGUCAUUUGUGACUCCUGUGGUUUUUGAUACGCCCAAGUGGAGUCACAAUUUUGGGGACUGCACUGAACAGCCUGUGGAUGUCGCAGAACCUGGAGUCACUGUCAGGGCCAAAUUUGUUGCAGCACAUCCAAGGAACAAUCUGACACUUGGUGGCACCUACCUGACAGUGGAGCGCUUCGUUGGGAGUUCAGGUCAGUGGGUGGUCGUAGCAACGGAUGCAAACUGGGAGACAAGAUUCUACUGGAUCCGUCUCUCCCCCAUUCUGGGCUCAAGUGAAGCCCUGAUCACGUGGACAGUGGACCCUGAAGUCGUCCCUGGCAAAUACCGCAUUCGCCACUUCGGCAGCUACAAGUACAUUUUUGGCGGAAUCCAUCCGUACCAUGGAUCUACACACACAUUCAAGGUCGUGAAUAAAGGUUCCGACUACAAGCGCUUGAGGCACUAGCCGGCUGAAGCCUCAAGAGCGGACGGCCAUUUCUGCACCCAUAAUGCAAUUGUUAUGCAGAACGCGUUGCAGAAAAUGUUUUAUGUCACAAGCCGCAUUAAUAUUACGUCGAAUGAAGAAUUUUGACCGUCUAUUUUAAUGUGAGAACUUGUAAAUAUUUUGUUUUUAUCCCAAAGUUAUAGGGUGACGUGUUUGAAUGUCAACAUGAAUGUUCCAUUUAGAGGAGGAAUUUUAAAUUUUAUUUUCAUUUACUAAAAUAUUUGUGAAUUCUGAAGCAAAGUUGACGAAGGCCAACGUUAUAAAUCAAACUUAAACGGUGUGUAGGAGACGAAGUUUUGUUCUUUCGCUUGUUGGAGCCGAUGAAAUGUCGGAGGGGAAACUGACAGCACGGCCUGUCGGAGGGGUCCCAGGUCUUCCAAACUAAUCAUGAGGAAUUCCUCUACUUGAGACGUUAUUUUGACAGAUGUGAGUGUAGCGCUUCAGGCAGAAAAAUAUGGAAAUUUAAGCGACAGCACGGCAUUUUAUCGCUGAAUCUCGUAAAAACCGACGAGAAAUUAACUUAAUUUUUUUCUAUUUCUUAUAAUUUAUAAGUUUCUACAUUUUACGUGGGCAUGGAAACACAGUUCUGAUCUUUCGUGGAAGAUUCAUUGAGAAACUUGUUAUGACGUUAUUAUAACGUGCUGGCAAAAACUUAUGAAUGCCAUUUAUACCUUCGGAUUCACAGAGACACCAGCAGAAUAGAUUGUUUCACUGGGGUCAUUUUCAAACGGAGUAUUUUGACAAUCUUCAGGGCCUCUUUGCACUGUUCUGUUUGCACAUGAAUUAGCAUCCUCUAAUUGUACAUGUAAAUAUGUUGCGUUCGAAGUAAAUAAAACAACACGUACUACAUAAA